This is a messenger RNA of Nezara viridula (southern green stink bug), 666 nucleotides long. NCBI's taxonomy places the organism in Eukaryota, Metazoa, Arthropoda, Insecta, Hemiptera, Pentatomidae. The record is from the annotation of a GenBank genome assembly.
AUGCCUUUACAAGAAUAUAAAGAAAUAGUUGGAAAUGUGGCAGCGGUUGUGACUAUUGCACAAUUUUUUUCUCCUGUGGCUAUUAUAAGAAAAAUAAUUGUCCAAAAGAGUACAAAAAAUGUUGAUCCUGUACCAUUUGUUGGAGGAUUGGGGAUGGGUAUAGUAAUGCUUCAGCACGGUCUGAUUCUGAACGACAUGGCUAUGAUUCCUGUUAAUAUUUUUGCAUUUGUUUUGAAUCUGAUAUACCUUUCAAUUUUUUAUAAAUAUCAUCAAGAUAAGAGUGACUUAUUAAUGAAGCUGGCCAAAGUCUUAGCAGGAGCUGCAGUAAUGGUUGGCUAUGCGCAAGUAGAGCAAAGAAUUGAUACCACAAGAUUAGAGUUUAAUUAUGGCCUCAUUGUUACUCUCUUGAUGUUUGUUUUAAUUGGAGCACCCUUAUUCAAUCUGAAAGAAAUAAUUGAAACCAAAAAUACAGAAAUGCUUCCUUUUCCGAUGAUAUUAUCAGGAACUGUCGUUACGUCUCUCUGGUUGCUUUAUGGUAUUAUUUUAGAGAAUAUUUUUAUAGAGGUCCAGAAUGUUGUUGGACUCUUGCUGUGUCUUGCCCAGCUCUCUUUGUUUGUUAUAUUUCCUUCGAAGCCUUCAGAAAAGGACCUGAAGAAGAAAGAAUAA